AUGGAUUCCAUGAGCGCUGAUCUGAUGAAGGGUUUGGAAACUAGUCUCCCUAAGUUUUUCUACUUCGAUAGAGAACACUUUGGUGCAUUGCUUGUUAGUGGCGACAUGGAUGGAGCCCAUAUUUAUCUCUCCAAGUUCACCAACAAAGAUUCGAAUUAUCAGUCAAACCUCAUGUUCUACCUUGUUCAUAGGCAGAGAUACUGCAAUUUUCUUAUCGAAGGCUACUUCCCAGGUGCAGGAUUUUGUAUAGCCGUCGGCCCAGAUGCGUUGCACAGGUUUGGAACAGCAGAAACGAAGAAGGAUUUUAUCGCUAAUGAUCUCCAACGCCUUUACUCUGUACACAGAAUGUAA
Molecule: messenger RNA, 351 nt
Organism: Microthlaspi erraticum
Lineage: Eukaryota; Viridiplantae; Streptophyta; Magnoliopsida; Brassicales; Brassicaceae
Source: the annotation of a GenBank genome assembly